This is a messenger RNA of Raphanus sativus (radish), 1373 nucleotides long. Its product is annotated as metal tolerance protein B. Gene Ontology annotation, cellular component: vacuole; plasma membrane. Gene Ontology annotation, biological process: zinc ion transmembrane transport. The coding region runs from base 118 to 1272 and encodes 384 amino acids. The record is from RefSeq and is a predicted model, not a curated record. Gene Ontology annotation, molecular function: zinc ion transmembrane transporter activity. Lineage: Eukaryota; Viridiplantae; Streptophyta; Magnoliopsida; Brassicales; Brassicaceae. The transcript is spliced from 2 exons.
UCUCUCCCCCAUAUUGCUGGAUCAUCAGUACUUUUUCUUCUCUCUUGUGUUUGCAUGUAUAACGCUGUUCGUUCUUAGGAUCAUUAUGUCUUUUAUCUCUAACAAUAACAUAAUAUCAUGACAUUCAAGAUUUCAGAAGAAGACAAUAUCCCCUUCGCCUCUCCAUCUGAUUCUCAGUUUAUGGAACUGGAACACAUCCGUAUCUCGAAACCCGACGAUGAUGACAACAACACAGAAACAGAGGAACCCAUUCCUCUGUCCUGCGCCUUCACGAGGCAAGAACAUUGCGUUUCGGAGUCCAGAGAGCGCGAAGAAUCGAUCAGAAGACUAAGCAGCCUCAUCUUUACUUACCUCAUCGUCAUGUCGGUACAGAUCGUCGGAGGCUACAAGGCCAACAGCCUCGCGGUGAUGACGGACGCUGCGCAUCUGCUCUCCGACGUGGCGGGUCUCUGCGUCUCCCUGCUGGCGAUCAAGGUCUCGAGCUGGGAAGCGGAUCCGAGAAACUCGUUCGGGUUCAAACGUCUUGAGGUCUUGGCAGCGUUCUUGUCUGUUCAGCUCAUAUGGCUUGUCUCUGGGGUUAUAAUAUACGAAGCCAUUCAAAGACUCCUCAGCAGAAGCAGAGAGGUUGAUGGUGAGAUCAUGUUCGGGAUCUCGGCUUUCGGGUUUUUCAUGAACUUGGUUAUGGUCAUUUGGUUAGGACAUAACCAUAGCCACCACCACCACCACCACCACCACCAUCAUCAUCAUCAUCAUUCUCACAAGGAGGAUGAAGAGGAGGAGGAGGAGAUGGAUCCUUUAAAAGGUGGUAUUAUUGAGGAGAAAUCGUCGUCGUCAAAGGAGAUGAACAUUAACAUACAAGGAGCUUAUCUACACGCGAUGGCGGAUAUGAUUCAGUCACUAGGUGUUAUGAUCGGUGGAGGCAUAAUAUGGGUGAAACCAAAAUGGGUUUUGGUUGAUUUAAUAUGCACUCUUGUUUUCUCUUCCUUUGCUCUUGCUGCGACUCUCCCUAUGCUCAAGAACAUAUUUGGUAUACUAAUGGAGCGCGCACCGCGCGAUUUAGACGUAGAGAAGCUCGAGAGAGGGCUCAUGCGUAUCAACGGAGUUAAAGUUGUUCAUGAUCUUCAUGUUUGGGAGAUUACAGUUGGGAGGAUCGUAUUGUCAUGCCAUGUCUUGCCCGAACCGGAAGCUAGUUCUGUAGAGAUCGUUAAUGAUGUUAGAAAUUUCUGUAGGAAAACUUGUGGGAUUCAUCAUGUAACAGUUCAGGUUGAAUAGAGUAAAUAGACACAUAUAAGUGACCGACUAAUCUCUUUUUAUUUUUCGUCAAAUUGACCAAGUAAUCCCUUAAAAAAAGAAGAAAAAAGGUAAUCUCUAGC